Messenger RNA from Lodderomyces theae, 1686 nucleotides. RefSeq lists its product as uncharacterized. The transcript has a single exon. Lineage: Eukaryota; Fungi; Ascomycota; Pichiomycetes; Serinales; Debaryomycetaceae. Gene Ontology annotation, biological process: intracellular protein transport; clathrin-dependent endocytosis. Bases 1 to 1686 code for a protein of 561 amino acids. Gene Ontology annotation, cellular component: AP-2 adaptor complex; cytoplasmic vesicle. The record is from RefSeq and is a predicted model, not a curated record. Gene Ontology annotation, molecular function: clathrin-cargo adaptor activity.
AUGCAUCACUUCUUGUGUCAGGGUGGUAAAAAACCGAUGGAUUUUGAGUUGAUAUUGGACAAUUCAGUUCUCAUUACCGAGUUACUUGACGAGUGUUUGGAUUUUGGGGUUUUGCAAAUCACGGACUACAAGCUACUAGAAGAGUAUAUCAAAGUGGAGCCCAAUUUUCCAACUUUACUCAACGAGAACGAUGCUGAUGACACUGGAGAUGAAGAAGCUGAACGUGACACCACAAGGAAGGAUAAGAAGAAAAAGGGCAAGCCAAAUACUGAAAUAAAGUCUACUCAUAAUCAAUCAAUCAAAACUGAUGUUUUAGAAAGCAACGCACAUAUAAUUAACAGUUCCAUAUUGCGAACGUAUUCACUGGCCAUAAACUGGCGACCGAAAGGUAUCUUUUACGCAAAGAAUGAGAUUUUUGUCGACAUUAUUGAAAACGUCGAAUUCAUCUACGAUCUCAAAACAGAGUCUGUAAAGCGUAAUGAAAUUUAUGGAAGCUGUGUGGUGAAAUCUUAUCUAUCAGGUAUCCCAGUUUGUCGAAUGGGGUUUAAUGAAAACUACAUGUCGUCGAUUGCAAAUGAUGAGGUAACUACUAGUGUUGAUGAGGACCCUUUGCCGGAGAACCAAAUCAAGUUGGUCGAGGAAGGCGAAGAAGGAGAGGGUCUCUUGGAAAAAGAUCCCGAAGAGGAGGAACAGCUAGCAGAAUCAGAAACAACGUCAUUGGAAAAUGUUCAAAACGAAUCUCACUUGGACACUCAAGAUAACUCUUCCCCGAAUCAAACAGAACAUGCGGCCGUCGCGGGGAACAGAACCCCAUUUGAGCAUCGAAUCCCCAUUAGAAAUAUCCAAUUUCACCAAUGCAUUGAGUUAUCAAAAAUAUAUCGCGACAACAUUGUCACCUUCAUCCCACCCGAUGACAAGUUUGAAUUAAUGUCGUAUCAAGUGGAGCAGAGCAAGAACAAAAAGAAGCUACCUCUAAUUUCAAUCAAGCCUGUAUUCAAGGUCAUUCAUGAAGCGAAAAAGUUGUUACUCAUGUGCACAUUGAACACCGCAUUCCCACGAAGGCGACACUGCAAGAGUUUAUUUGUGAGAAUACCAUUGAACCCAUACUAUUUUGAGUUAGAUGUAAUCAACCCAAACUUGAAAUACAAGACUGAAAACGGUGAAGUUUCAUUCAAGUACGACACCAUGGAAAUUAUUUGGAAAAUUGAAAGCAUAGAUGGGAAACAAACGGUGAGAAUGAUGUGUGAGUUGUCGUUGUUGAAUUGUGAACAAAUUACAUUAUCCAAAAUAUCACAUCACUUGUUGCGGAAAAUGGACAAUGGUAAGUCCCAAGGAAUGGCUGGAGAAGAGGACGAGAUUGAUGACGUUCGGCACGAUUUGGAGGCUUUCUAUGGGGUCAACGGGACCUCCGUAACCUCCACCCAAAGGCAAUUACUACAAGAAGUGAAACGAAAGUUCCAAAAUGAUGACAUAGUAUUGACAUUCAAGAUCCCCAUGUUCACCUACUCAGGUUUGAAAUUAUCAUACAUCUCUGUGGAAGAAGAACAGCUACAGUACCCGUGUUUUCCCUGGAUCCGAUAUCUCACGCAAAGUCUGGAUCUCAGCGGUGAACCUGGGCCAUCAGCCAUGGGUCAAAAUUGCACCUACCGGUUCAAGUUGUCAAUGGAUUGUUUUGCCAUUGCUUGA